AUGGGAAAGAAGCGUGUACUUUGUGGUUAUGGCAUCGAUGUAGAUGCGGUCUCCGGAUGGAUCAACACGCAGAACGGCGACAAGGCUGAUGCUACCAACAUUUCUCGGGGCAUUUUUGGUGCCACCGUGGGCGUGGAUCGACUGCUUGGGUUGUGGAAGAAGUACAACAUCAAAGCAACUUUUUUCACUCCCGGCCAUAGUAUCGAAACAUUCCCGAAGCAAAUUGCCAAAAUUCGUGACGGUGGCCAUGAAAUCGCAAUCCACGGCUAUACACAUGAAAUCAUGACCAAACUCACGACCCAGCAACAGAAAGACGUCUUGACCAAGUGUGUGGAUGUCAUUACAGCGUUCACCGGCAAGCCUCCUGUGGGCUAUACUGCCCCCGGAUGGGCGACAACCAAAGACACCGUCCGUCUUCUGGAAGAAGCUGGCAUCAAGUACGAUCACAGUUUCAUGCACCAUGACUGUCAGAUGUACUGGGUGCCUAAGAUGGAUCAGACAUGGGUGGAGACGGACUACUCGAAGGAUCCUUCCCACUGGAUGAAGCCGAUGGGGGAACUCACUCACAGCAACGUUGUCGAAGUCCCUGCUAACUGGCAUCUGGAUGAUUGGCCUCCUCUGAGCUACGUCACGGGCAGGCCCUCGCACGGAUUUGUUGACCCAGAUGUCGUGCUCAAACUCUGGAAGUCGCAAUUUGACUUCUACUACCGAGAAUACGACACGUUCGUCUUCCCCAUUUCUAUCCACCCUCAAGUUAGCGGCAAGGCCCAGGUGAUGCUCCUGCAUGAGAAACUGAUCGAGUAUAUCAACACUCACGAGGGAGUAGAGUGGAUGACUCUGGCCGACAUGGCAGAAGAGUUCCGUGCGGGCCGUAUAGAGGGAUAUCAUGUUGAAGGUGGAGCAGCAAAGGGAAUCCUCGACGACUGAUCAAUGUUAUCUCGGGUUGACAUGUAGAAUGGAAAGAAUAAC
This is a messenger RNA of Dacryopinax primogenitus, 969 nucleotides long. Its product is annotated as glycoside hydrolase/deacetylase. Gene Ontology annotation, biological process: carbohydrate metabolic process. Gene Ontology annotation, molecular function: hydrolase activity, acting on carbon-nitrogen (but not peptide) bonds. NCBI's taxonomy places the organism in Eukaryota, Fungi, Basidiomycota, Dacrymycetes, Dacrymycetales, Dacrymycetaceae. The transcript is spliced from 6 exons. The coding region runs from base 1 to 927 and encodes 308 amino acids. The record is from RefSeq and is a predicted model, not a curated record.